UGGGCUGGGCCGCGCCGAGAAGCGUCUGUGAAGCGCGGCGGGAUGGACGGGGGUCCCUGCGGCGGCGGGGGGAGACGAGCGGCUUCGAUUGCAGCCUCUGUCUAAGUGUCGAGAGGGCUCCAGAUCAUCCUCAGCCAGACAGGCGUUGAACAUUUAGCAUCACUUCUUGGGGUUUUUGAAUGUGAAUUGGAACCACUGCAUUUCUAGGUUUGCUGGGAUGGGUAAUCUUCUUAAGGUCCUUACCAGGGAAAUUGAAAACUAUCCACAUUUUUUCCUGGAUUUUGAAAAUGCACAGCCCACAGAUGGAGAGAGGGAGGUGUGGAACCAGAUCAGUGCAGUUUUGCAGGACUCAGAAAGUAUGCUUGCAGACCUCCAGGCUUACAAAGGAGCUGGACAAGAAAUUAGAGAUGCAAUACAAAACCCCAAUGAUAUCCAGUUGCAAGAAAAAGCCUGGAAUUCCGUGUGUCCUCUGGUUGUGAGGCUGAAGCGCUUCUAUGAGUUUUCCCUCAGAUUAGAGAAAGCCCUGCAGAGCUUGUUGGAGUCCUUGACCUGCCCACCUUACACUCCAACUCAGCACCUGGAACGGGAACAGGCUCUAGCAAAAGAGUUUGCAGAAAUCUUACAUUUUACUCUUCGUUUUGAUGAACUCAAGAUGAGAAACCCAGCAAUUCAGAAUGACUUCAGUUACUAUAGGCGGACAAUAAAUCGCAACAGAAUAAACAACAUGCAUCUAGACAUUGAGAACGAAGUAAACAAUGAAAUGGCCAAUAGGAUGUCCCUGUUUUAUGCAGAAGCCACACCAAUGCUGAAAACGCUCAGUAAUGCAACUACACAUUUUGUAUCAGAAAACAAAACGUUACCAAUUGAAAACACAACAGACUGUCUAAGCACUAUGGCAAGUGUAUGUAAAGUCAUGUUGGAAACACCGGAGUACAGGAGUAGAUUCACCAGUGAAGAGACCCUUAUGUUCUGCAUGCGGGUGAUGGUGGGAGUUAUUAUUCUGUAUGAUCAUGUUCAUCCUGUGGGAGCUUUCUCAAAGACAUCAAAGAUUGAUAUGAAGGGAUGCAUUAAAGUUUUAAAGGAACAAGCACCUGACACUGUGGAAGGACUUCUGAAUGCUCUCAGGUUCACUACAAAACACCUGAACGAUGAAUCUACUUCAAAACAAAUCCGAGCUAUGCUGCAGUAGUACCCUGAGACAAGUAGAUGUUUGUAUUGAUCACAGAAGAUGUGUAUGUUUACAUAAUUUAAUGCAGUUUGAUGUUAAUACUUGUGUGUAUUUACAUAACCAUUUCCUUCACAUUGCUAAAAUACCUGAAUCUGUUCAUAACCUGACUGACUUUAUAUAGUUCAGCCUAAGUUUUUAUCCUAGCCUUUACCUUUUGACUUUUAAAAUACUUUUUUUUACUUUGGAUACUUCAGCUAUGACAGUUUUAUCUGUGCAUUUUAAUCCUUAAACACCUUCUCUAUCAGAGAAUAAGUAGUAAUGAAGACAAGUAAACUGAAAUGUCAAGGAUACCACAGGAAAGGAACUUGAAAGGAGGAAGUUAAGAGUAAGAGAAAGUACAAUGCAUUGGAUAGGCUUUAAGAACAUGUGCACUGUUUUUUAGUCAGUUUUAGGAUCUCUUCAAGCUUGUAUGAGCAGGAGAAUACCUGAAUGUUCAUCACUCUCAUCAAAAUAUGUUGUCUUUCCUUUAAUAACUGGAGAUCCACCUAAUUUUAAGGAGUAUGUGCUGGCUGACAUUCAAAACCACAUUGCAAAGAGGUCUUUUUCCCUCUUUUAUUCAGUAGAACCUGUACCUUUCCAAAGCUGAAAAGAUUAAUAUCCUUUUUCAGAUUCAGUUUAACUGAACAGAAAAUGUGUUUUAAGGCCAUUGCUAGGUUUUGAAAAUUCCUUAUCAUUUUGUUAGAUCCAGAAAGGACAGGGGAAAUACUAAUGCAGUGACUUAACUAGAAAGGGUUUGUCAGUGUAAAUAUACCAUCAUGAUCAUUCUGUCUCACUCAGCUCUACCUGGUAAGUAAUUUUUUUUGCUGAUAUAACCUGAUGUCAAGGAGAACAUUCUUCUGUAGCAGCAAACUUCCCUAGUGUCAAAUUGACCUCAUCAAACUAGGGAUAAUAUAAAUAAGUUUUAAGAUUUGAGCUGUUCUUGGGCACUUCAUCAGGUUCCUCGGGAGUGUUAUUCAGUAGGUGAUUCAGAGUCAACACACAAGUAUUUAUCAGCUGACUGCUCUUCAUUGGUUUUUGAGAUGUGAUUGAUACUUCAAGGAGUUGAGUUCCUUGCUGAGUUGUUCAUUCUUACUUUCUAGUCAUUUUUUCCAGUCAAUGGCAUAGAAAUACUUUGCCAGAAGCAGAAAAGUGGUCAGUCUCUGUUACGUGUGUCUUCUUGGUGGUCUGCAGUUGCUGUACAUAUUCUUGCAGAGAUCCCAUUCUCAAAAUGUGUUUGGUUUUGUGUACUUUGCUUGCAUGUAUGUGUGACAACUCCAGUGCUCGUGCACAGAUUCAGAUGGGUAUUUGCUUAUUCCUGUGUAUGGAAAUCAGGGUUUGUGGACUCUCACUGGAAUUUUCAUGCAUAUCACUUCUGAAAACGUUACCUUAAGACUUUGAAGAUGCGUCUGGUCUGCUGAAGCUCAGCUGCGCUGUGGCAGAUUCAGGCAUUGAACUGAGUCCUUAAGCAGUAUUAAUAUAAGUUCUUGGGAGCAAGAAUUGCCUUAGAGUUUAUUUUGGAGCAGAACUACCACUAUAAGGUUUCUCAAGCCUGGUCAGAACCUAGAGGUGCCAAUGUUAAACGUGUCACGAGACCAGGCAGAAGCGCAGCUCCAGCGCUGGCGUGGCACGUCUGCAGCUGUAGCAGCAGAUCACUCUGGUGUUGUCAGGAAUAGAAUUAGAAGUCACACUAGUUUUUGUCUCUUUCUGGAAGCAGUGAGCACACUGCUUUUUCACAGUAGUAAAUCCACUGUUUACAAACUUCAUUUUUAGUUGGGGAGGGGGCAUUUACAAGUGUGUAUUAAGGGGCAACCCUGCUCUGUUCACGUUCACUUCCAGUUAGGUAAAUCUAGAUGGAUGACAGGUCGUUCUGUUGAGCUUUGGUAACUGAAAUGAAUACAUGCUUUACCUGCAACUGUGUGUCAAACAAUGAAGUCUUUUCUUCAAGUAGCCCCAAGGAAAGCUAUUUGUCACUUGUAUAAUAAAAAUGUAAACCUUAAA
Molecule: messenger RNA, 3205 nt
Organism: Apus apus (common swift)
Lineage: Eukaryota; Metazoa; Chordata; Aves; Apodiformes; Apodidae
Gene: CYRIA
Product: CYFIP related Rac1 interactor A
Exons: 13
Coding region: 218-1189 (323 amino acids)
Biological process (GO): regulation of actin filament polymerization
Molecular function (GO): small GTPase binding
Source: RefSeq, a predicted model, not a curated record